Messenger RNA from Sclerotinia trifoliorum, 1186 nucleotides. The record is from the annotation of a GenBank genome assembly. Lineage: Eukaryota; Fungi; Ascomycota; Leotiomycetes; Helotiales; Sclerotiniaceae.
UAUUCUCUAUAAAUCCUCCCAUUAUCCCGUAAACUCUCAAACUCUCAAAUCUGACUACAUACACAUACACAUACUAAAACUCAAUCAAUGGAUAUCCCCACCGCCUCCAAUAUCCUCGGAACACUAGGCGCAAUAUGUUGGUCCAUACAAGUUCGUGUCUCCGACAUAUCCCAUACACCCUCCCUCAAACUCAAACUCAAAUCCCAAUCCCAAUCCCAAUCCAACUAACCCCCAUAGAGCUCAUCCCCCAAAUAAUCCUCAACUACAAACGCCACCAUACAAUUGGUCUUCAACAAUCUAUGAUGAUGUUAUGGGCAUGUGCUGGUGUUCCCCUGGGCGCUUUUAAUAUCGUGUCGCGGUUGAACGUUGCGCUUUUGGUGCAGCCGCAGAUAUUGAGUGUGUUGAGUUUGGUUACUUGGGGUCAGUGUUGGUUUUAUGGUGGGGUGGGUGUGCUUUUUUAUUAGACUUUCUUCUGUUUUUUUUUCGGUGUGAGAUUUGGGGAGGGAAGGGAGACAGGGAGAUAGAGAGGAGGAAGAAGAUGGAUUACUGAGAAUUACUGACUAUGUGGUGUAGGGAUGGAGUUUGAGGAAGUGUGUUGUGAUCACCGGGUUGAUUGGAAUGGUUUUUGCAGGUGUGGAGGUAGCGUUGGUUGAAGGGUUGAAGGUAAGAUGCUAUCUAUCAGCUUAAAUGAUUAUUCCUACUCACAUUUACAACUGGGCUAGUCAACGUCGAGAUCUCGAAUGGCCUGUCAUUUUAAUGGGUGUAUUAUCAGCUGUUCUCUUGUCUGCAGGGGUUUUGAGACACUACUAUGACAUCUACACCCAUCGUACUGUCCGCGGUAUCUCAUUCAUUUUUGUGGGCAUUGAUGCAGCUGGAGAUGUUUUCUCUCUAGUUUCCAUUUGUAAGUCUUUGUCUCCUUGAUCGUCUAUUCCAAUCAAUAUUAACACCUCAGUCUUCCAACCACAUCUCGAUAUACUUGGCAUAGUGAUAUAUGCAUCCGAGUUUAUUCUAUGGUGUGGAGUCUUUGCUUGCGGAGGAUAUUUUAAUCUUCUGCCUUGGAUAAAAAGCAAAAAUCAAAUGAAACGGGAGAAUGAAUUCGGAGCUGAUGUUGGAAAUGGAACGACUGGAAAUGCGAUAGCAAUUGAAGAAGGAAUUUCACAUGAUAUUGAACUAGAAAGGAUGGAUU